Cherax quadricarinatus is the source of this 5361-nucleotide messenger RNA. NCBI's taxonomy places the organism in Eukaryota, Metazoa, Arthropoda, Malacostraca, Decapoda, Parastacidae. The record is from RefSeq and is a predicted model, not a curated record.
GGGUGAGUCACGUCCAGAGUAGUGAGUGUGGAGGAGGGUGAGUCACGUCCAGAGUAGUGAGUGUGGAGGAGAAUGGUAGUGUAGUUAUGGAGACAUGGUGGUGUAGUUACCAGUUACCUCACAUUACUUCCACUAAACCCACACUAUCCUGGUCUCUCUUGCUCCCUUCAUUCCCUUUAUUACCUUUCUCGUACCCCUUAUAUGACAAGAACUUGAAAAGGAAUCCAGAUGAGCUAUGCUGAAAGAACGUGGUGAGCUAUACAGCAGAGGUGCGCAUCAACACUGAUCAGAAUGACACACACACAAAAGUCAGAUUUCUUUUUCCAAAUGUGGUUUUGAUAUUGAGUUCGUGUCGUUCGUAAUAUUAGCACGGGUUUUGUAAGCCUCUGGUUUGGGUUCUUGAGCCUCUGGUUCGGGUUCUUAAGCGUCAUGUUCGGGUUCUUAAGCCUCUGGUUCGCGUUCCUAAGCUCUGGUUCGAGCCUGGCUUAAAACUCUAGUUCGAAGCUAAUCCAAUCCUUAAUGAAUACUACUCUUCUCUUCCUCAAAUGCUACUCCAUCGAAUGGUAAAUUAUGCUGUAUUAGCAUUCUCAAAUAUUUUGCCAGCACUAGCGUCUAUGUUACUACUCGCCAAUGCUGACCGAAAUCUCUUCCUUUCUCCUGCAGGGAUGAUGACGCUGGAGCAGGAGAGGGACCAUCCCAGAGGGGCUACAGGCGGCGAGGCAGCCUUCCCCGCCCACCCGAGCCUGCAGGCCAGCCUGCAGCCUGCGUCAACUCACCCCCGGCUUCCCCACCUCCACCUCUCCCCGAAGGUCAUGAAACCCAGUAGCCACUUCGCGCGUAGGUCGAGGACUCCCGUCAGGCAACUGCAGGUGGAUUCAGACACCGUCCUACCUUACCCGCCUCCUCUCGAGUCCUCUGCCCUGUUGGGCACACGCCAGGGGCAGAGGUCAUCUAAAUCCCCGAGGGCAUCUCCCAUCCAGGGUCACAGGUCACCGCUGGGGAAGAGGUCAACCCAUGGCCACGGCUACAAGCUAGGGUCUGGAGGGAUGAAGGGGCCUUCUGAAGGAGGCAGCAGAAGGGGCAGUGAGACGGGCGUGGCCCAGAAACAGAAGAAGCUGGCGUGCGAGGUGGUGGUUCCUCCAUUACCUCCGCCUCCUGAUCCCAGGGCGCAGAGCCGCAUCCCAGCGCAGCCCUCCAGCGUGGAAAGCGCCGAGAGUGUGAACCUGAUGGACCUCUCUAUUGAUACGGAAGAAAGUGUAGUAAGUUUUGACUUAGAGAGUCCCCCUACGGGUGAGCAGACUAUGGACGUAGAGUACAAUGUCGUGCCGUCACACCCCAGGGCAACAGUGACUCCCCUCGCCUCCCCUGUGUGGGCAGCAAACACACUCACCUCAACCUAUCACCCAGCGUCACCCCCGGGGGCCAUGAAUCCCUCUAGAAUCCCCACCAUCAGCGGUUCCUCACCAAGAAAAGCCUCCCCCACUGUCCUCUCUCCCGUAGUAGUGAGUAUGUCCAUCGUGGGAGGUAUGAAGCCAGAGGACACGCUGCCGCUGCUGGAUAUGCCUUGCGACGUGCCCAUGAACACUGGGGACACAGUGCCCCUGCUGGGGUCCUCCCUUGACGAGGACUCUAUACAAGAGCCAAGACCGAAGGACUUCCGGAACAUCGUAACGUUAGGACCUCUGCACCUCGCAAAGCAGUCGAUGGUGCAGGAGCCUUCAGGUAUUUGCUCCUUCGUCAGUUCCUCCGUCAGCGAAAACGCUUCUAUUACCAAAAGCGUCCUGCCCCCUGGAGGUAAGACGCUGCCACUGCUGGGGUUGUCUCCAGCGUCUCUAGGCUCCCCGGGGGCUGGACCCCAGGAGGGCGCUCCAGACAGACCCGAAGUAACCUCCCCAGCACCUCUCUCCACCCCAGAUCUUCGUGUUGACAUGUUCGAGGCUGACUACCCCGGAGAGGGUUGGCUAGCGGGUAACAGCGACGAUAACAUGGAGGUUCGAUCCCCGCCAGUCCUACCCACUGGCUUCCCGGCCAUCACGCCCGAAGACCUCACGCCCGCGGAGCUUCACGAGUUCGAUAUGAAGUAUGGGUCGCCGCAUCACGCGCGAUCUCGCUCCAUCAAGUCCUUAGCGCGUCCUACUCUACUGGCCCUACCUCUAGAGAGACCGAGACUCACGUCCCUCCCGGUUAAUGGCGCAGACGACGACGAUGACGACUACUAUCGUCUCAGGCACUUCUCCAUCACGGGUCGGCGUAUCGUCAACCGCGGCGACUCGUUCAAGUCGCGUCGCACGCGAUCCAACACGAGCGUUGCCUCUGACGCUUCUAGGGUUGUGACGUCAUUGGAGGGCGGGGCCAACUUUAUGACGUCACUGGAGGGAGCUUGUCGCUCAUUGGCUCCCGGGUUGCCCCCUGCCAUCACCCUGUCCUGUGACGACGUGUCGUGCAUGUACCCAUCUCUCAGCCCCGUCCACACUGUAUCGUCUGACGUCCACACUAUAUCGUCUGACGUCCACACUAUAUCGUCUGACGUCCACACUAUAUCGUCUGACGUCCACACUAUCUCAUCUGACGUCCACACUGUAUCGUCUGACGUCCACACUAUAUCGUCUGACGUCCACACUAUAUCGUCUGACGUCCACACUAUAUCGUCUGACGUCCACACUAUCUCAUCUGACGUCCACACUAUCUCGUCUGACGUCCACACUAUAUCGUCUGACGUCCACACUAUAUCGUCUGACGUCCACACUAUAUCGUCUGACGUCCACACUAUAUCGUCUGACGUCCACACUAUAUCGUCUGACGUCCACACUAUAUCGCCUGACGUCCACACUAUAUCGUCUGACGUCCACACUAUAUCGUCUGACGUCCACACUAUAUCGUCUGACGUCCACACUAUAUCGUCUGACGUCCACACUAUAUCGUCUGACGUCCACACUAUAUCGUCUGACGUCCACACUAUAUCGUCUGACGUCCACACUAUAUCGUCUGACGUCCACACUAUAUCGUCUGACGUCCACACUAUAUCGUCUGACGUCCACACUAUAUCGUCUGACUCUGACGUCCACACUAUAUCGUCUGACGUCCACACUAUAUCGUCUGACGUCCACACUAUAUCUUCUGACGUCCACACUAUAUCGUCUGACGUCCACACUAUAUCGUCUGACGUCCACACUAUAUCGUCUGACGUCCACACUAUCUCGUCUGACGUCCACACUAUCUCAUCUGACGUCCACACUAUCUCAUCUGACGUCCACACUAUCUCAUCUGACGUCCACACUAUCUCGUCUGACGUCCACACUAUCUCAUCUGACGUCCACACUAUCUCAUCUGACGUCCACACUAUCUCGUCUGACGUCCACACUAUCUCAUCUGAAGUCCACACUAUCUCAUCUGACGUCCACACUAUCUCAUCUGACGUCCACAAUAUCUCAUCUGACGUCCACACUAUCUCGUCUGACGUCCACAAUAUCUCAUCUGACGUCCACACUAUCUCAUCUAACGUCCACACUAUCUCAUCUAACGUCCACACUAUCUCAUCUGACGUCCACACUAUCUCAUCUGACGUCCACAAUAUCUCGUCUGACGUCCACACUAUCUCAUCUAACGUCCACACUAUCUCAUCUGACGUCCACACUAUCUCAUCUGACGUCCACAAUAUUCUCGUAUAUGUCUCUGUAUUGGCCUACUUUUCGAGCCCAAGUGGGCCAUAUCUCAUCCAGGAGUGGCCAGAUGCUGGAUCAGUAAUGGGUCAUGUCUCCCACACGGGAAUGGCCAGCCUUUGGAACUAUAAUGGACCAGAGUUUCUCACUGAGAAGAGAGAACUGGACACUGGAAAGAGAGAAAUGCUGACUGGAAAGCCAACUUUUGACUGGGGUGUGGCUAUAUUAAUGUAUGUUGAUGGCAAUGUUGCAAGGGGUGUGGCUAUAUUAAUGUAUGUUGAUGGCAAUGUUGCAAGGGGUGUGGCUAUAUUAGUGUAUGUUGAUGGCAAUGUUGCAAGGGGUGUGGCUAUAAUAAUGUAUGUUGAUGGCAAUGUUGCAAGGGGUGUGGCUAUAUUAAUGUAUGUUGAUGGCAAUGUUGCAAGGGGUGUGGCUAUAUUAAUGUAUGUUGAUGGCAAUGUUGCAAGGGGUGUGGCUAUAUUAGUGUAUGUUGAUGGCAAUGUUGCAAGGGGUGUGGCUAUAUUAAUGUAUGUUGAUGGCAAUGUUGCAAGGGGUAUGGCUAUAUUAAUGUAUGUUGAUGGCAAUGUUGCAAGGGGUAUGGCUAUAUUAAUGUAUGUUGAUGGCAAUGUUGCAAGGGGUGUGGCUAUAUUAGUGUAUGUUGAUGGCAAUGUUGCAAGGGGUAUGGCUAUAUUAAUGUAUGUUGAUGGCAAUGUUGCAAGGGGUAUGGCUAUAUUAAUGUAUGUUGAUGGCAAUGUUGCAAGGGGUGUGGCUAUAUUAGUGUAUGUUGAUGGCAAUGUUGCAAGGGGUGUGGCUAUAUUAAUGUAUGUUGAUGGCAAUGUUGCAAGGGAUGAAGAGUUCGGUGAGCACUCUGUGUCUAUAUUGUUAGACGGUGAGGAGAGUGAGAUCAUGUUUGUGGAUCAUCCUGCUGAUGAGAUGACGGUGGAGAAUUACCUGGGAACGUACGAGCCUCACGCCUUUGUAGUGGUUUAUAGUGUGGUGGAGAAGACUAGCUUCCAGAGGGCCGAAGAGGUGCUACAGUACCUUUGGAGACUCGAUGUGAUGGCGAACAAAGGUGUAAUACUUGUAGGUAACAAGACGGAUAUCGUCAGGUCCCGCUGCGUCACCUCCAAAGAAGGAUCGAACCUGGCUGAUUCUUACGACUGCAAGUACAUCGAGACCUCCAGCGGCUUCAACCACCAGGUGGACGAACUGCUAGUAGGAAUACUCAAACAAAUUCGCCUCAAGAGCCGUGACAGUGAGGUCACAGCUAGGAAAAGGAGCACUAGGAAGAAAAAAUAUCGGGGCUCCAAGACUUCGGCUAGCCUGAAGGUGAAGAGCUUCUUAACUAAAGUCUGUGGUAAGGAGACGAAGAGUAAGUCUUGCGAGAACCUCCAUGUUCUCUGACUGACUUGGCUCUGACCCUCUCUGCCCCUCGGCUGGAACUUUUCCAAUCCGGUUCUCAACUUAUGGAUGCCAUACUGAGGAACUCAUUCGCACCCAGGAGAGAGUAAAUAAAGGGCAGAUGUUUGAGCUAUGUUUAUGUCGACACCAAAAAAAAAAAAAACACUGCUUUUGUGAAGGAACAAAUUGAGUGUCAAUUCUUCACUCAAAAAAAAAUCACGAUAUACAUUAUUCUGUUUUUGUUAGCCCAGAGGAAAAAAAAAUGGGCUUUACUUCUGUGCCCUCAAUAACCAUAGAAAAUGAG